AUGGCUAUCGCAUCUCUGGAAAGGGAUGACCAUGGCAAUCCGAGAUUCCGGGGUUGUACCAGCAUCCGCGAUUUUGAGUUCUUGGGCAAGCUGGGAGAAGGUACCUUUGGGGAGGUUUACAAGGCGCGUUCGAAGAAAGAUGGAUCUAUAGUUGCACUAAAGAAGAUUCUCAUGCACAAUGAGAAGGAUGGUUUUCCUAUCACGGCCCUUCGUGAAAUUAAACUGCUGAAGAUGCUAUCGCACCGCAACAUCCUACAGUUAAAGGAGAUGGCUGUGGAACGAGGCAAAGGGGAUGGACGCAAAAAACCAAGCAUGUACAUGGUGACUCCUUAUAUGGAGCAUGAUCUUUCGGGGCUGUUGGAGAACCCGGCAGUGAAUUUCACUGAACCUCAAAUAAAAUGCUAUAUGCUUCAGCUUCUUGAAGGACUUAAAUAUCUACACGGUAACCGCAUCCUACAUCGCGACAUGAAAGCUGCCAACUUGUUGAUAAGCAACAACGGCGUACUUCAGAUUGCGGAUUUCGGCUUAGCUCGGCCAUAUGAUGAGCCUCCGCCUCAGCCCGGAAAGGGUGGAGGGGAAGCUAAAAGAGACUAUACCACGUUAGUUGUUACACGGUGGUACCGCCCCCCGGAACUUCUCUUUCAACUUCGACGUUAUACAACAGCUAUUGAUAUGUGGGGUGUUGGGUGCGUUUUCGGCGAAAUGUUCAAGGGGAAACCGAUUCUUGCUGGAAGCAGCGAUCUCAACCAAGCCCAGCUGAUAUUCAAUCUUGUUGGAACACCAACUGAAGAAAACAUGCCCGGUUGGAGUUCUCUACCUGGCUGCGAGGGCGUGAAAAGCUUUGGGUAUAAACCAGGCAGUCUACGUGAGGUAUUCAAAGAUCAAAGUCCAAUGGCCAUAUCCCUGCUUGAGGAGCUUCUCAAGCUUGACUGGCGGAAAAGAAUCAAUGCUAUUGAUGCAAUAAAACAUCCCUAUUUUUCCAGCCCGCCAUUCCCUGCCCGACCUGGGGAGCUCCCUAGUUUUGAGGACUCACAUGAAUUUGAUAGGAGACGUUUCCGUGGGCAACGAGGCGCCAUUCCCCCGGCACCUGCAGGGGGCUCUGUGGGAAUGGGUCCAAACAGUGGCUGGGCAACUAAUUCCGGCCCCAGACCAACAACAGACAACAGAAAUAGCCGUAUUCCCGGUGCUGCACGCGUUGGCCGGCUCCCUGCACACGGGGUUCAAAACCAUCCUACAAAGCGCCCUUUUGAAAGCCGGAAUGCUGUAUCGCAUGGGUCUUUAAACGCGGGGGAGUCGUUUCCAGGCUUCUGGGGUUCAAAAGAUGGCGGCUUGCCUCCUAAACCCCCUGCGUCUGCUCGUCAAUCAUGGACCAUGGGUCAUUCAAAUAGGGCGACACGUGAGAGAGGUCAACGCAAUCAUUUUGGAGGAUGGCCUGAUGGGAAACUGGAUUCGUACAUCCCGACUUACAGUGACGCUAGUGAACAUUCUCGAGAAAGGAAAGGCAAUAGCCCGAGUUCCAUUGUUGAUCGGCGUGAUCUGGAACUCGAACAAUCUAAUGAGGGGCAUAAACAGGGUCAUACUUGGGACCGUUAUGCUUCAAGAAGACGAAGCCGGAGUCCUGACUUUCGAGCGGCUCGAACAGAGGAUCGAGCAUUAUAUCGACGGUGA
Messenger RNA from Aspergillus lentulus, 1668 nucleotides. The record is from RefSeq and is a predicted model, not a curated record. NCBI's taxonomy places the organism in Eukaryota, Fungi, Ascomycota, Eurotiomycetes, Eurotiales, Aspergillaceae.